This is a messenger RNA of Thermochaetoides thermophila DSM 1495, 5415 nucleotides long. Its product is annotated as putative aminophospholipid transporter protein. Gene Ontology annotation, cellular component: plasma membrane. Gene Ontology annotation, molecular function: magnesium ion binding; ATP hydrolysis activity; ATPase-coupled intramembrane lipid carrier activity. The record is from RefSeq and is a predicted model, not a curated record. The coding region runs from base 1 to 5415 and encodes 1804 amino acids. The transcript has a single exon. Lineage: Eukaryota; Fungi; Ascomycota; Sordariomycetes; Sordariales; Chaetomiaceae. Gene Ontology annotation, biological process: post-Golgi vesicle-mediated transport; endocytic recycling; phospholipid translocation.
AUGGCAGGCCCAGGAGGACCCCCGCGUCGAAGCACGACUGAAGAGCUGCGGGAACAGCUAGAGAACAUCGAGCUGCAGCAGACUGAGUUGCCCGGCACGCCGCUGACCGCGCCAGCCUCGCUGAACGCCCAGCUGCGUGCCGCCAGUGCCGCUGAGCAUCCGAUCCCUAUAGCAUCCCCCGCGCUCUCGUCUGCUUCCCAGCCCCUGCCGCGAGCCUCCCCGGACCGCGAUGACCCCUCCGGCUCGUCGACCCCCCGCUCCCCUACAAACACGGCCUUCCCCUCGACGAACAGACCCCUCCGCGCCCAGAGGUCACAACCCUCUGUUCGCACGCCCGCGCUGUACACCAUCCCCUCCAACACGCCCGGCUCCUCAAGGCCUGAGCCGGUCUCAACGAGCCAUGAUAAUGACGAUGAAGACGAUGAUGAAGCCCCAACCCCCCUAAGACCCCCACCCGAGGCUCGGCUGCGCGUCUCAAGGGACGACAUCCGCGACCUUACGCCGCGCGUCUCGUUGACCCGGCCGCGGCAGACGUUUGACGAGAUGCGCGAGAACUACCAAGCAACAAUCAAUUCCGCCGAGAAGCCAUUUAUCCUGCCGUCCCAGGCGCGCAGCUGGAUUGCUAAGGCCCGAGAGCGGCAGCGCAAGCUGACGAGCGGGCCGUGGCUGAAAGUGCAAGAAAAGGGAGAGGAGGUAUACAAGAAGUAUAUUCUGGAGGGAUUGUUGAGGCAGAAGCCGAUCCCGCCGAGUAAAGAUGGGAGACACAUUCCGUUGAAACCUGGGUUGGCGCGGAGGAAGCCGUUGAAGGAUGAGCGAACAGGGCACGCGUACAUAUCGAAUUUUAUUCGGUCCAGUCGGUACACACUGUGGAACUUUCUGCCGAAGCAGCUGUUCUUCCAGUUCAGCAAGCUGGCCAAUUUCUACUUCUUGGUUAUCGGUAUUCUGCAGAUGAUUCCGGGGUUGAGUACCACGGGCACGUACACGACCAUUGGACCGCUCAUCGCUUUCGUGUGUCUGAGUAUGGCCAAGGAGGGGUAUGAUGAUUAUCGAAGGUAUAGGCUGGAUAAGCUGGAGAACAGGAGUUAUGCUUGGGUGUUGGAUCCGGAGGAUAGGGUCCGGAUGGAUUAUGCGCUGAAGGGGAAGGGCACGGCAUGGAAGAAUUGGUUCCGCAGUAGGAGGGGGAAGAAGACGGAUGAGAGCCAGGAGGAGCAGCCGACCGAGUUGGAGACGGUUAACACCGGGUCGGGUGACGAACGCUGGUCCAGGAUCGAGUGGCAGGAUAUUCGAGUUGGAGAUAUCAUUCGGCUAAGGCGCGAUGAGGAUGUGCCGGCCGACAUUGUGCUCAUCCACGCUACAGGGCCCAAUGGCAUCGCUUACAUCGAGACCAUGGCCCUGGACGGCGAGACCAACCUCAAGAGCAAGCAGGCGUCGCCUCUGCUGGCCAAGCAUUGUGCUACCGUCGAGCAAAUGAUGUCUGUCGAGGCGGAGGUCGUCUCCGAGGACCCUAACAUCGAUCUCUACAACUUCGAGGGCCGCGUCACCGUCAACGGCGAGACCAUGCCCCUGACGCUGAACGAAGUCGUCUACCGUGGCUCGACCCUGCGUAACACGGCCGAGGCCAUCGGCCUGGUCAUCAACACGGGCGAGGAGUGCAAGAUCCGGAUGAACGCCAAUAAGAACGUGCGGGCCAAGGCCCCCGAGAUGCAGUCGGCGGUCAACCGCAUCGUCAUCCUGCUCGUCUUUUUCGUCAUCGCCCUGAGUGUAGGCUGUACGGUGGGCUACAUCAUAUGGAAGGACGAUUACGAGAACAAGGCGUGGUAUUUGGAUGAGGGGUCUGUGUCGCUGGGGCAGAUUUUUGUGGCGUUUGUGAUUGCGUACAAUACGCUUAUCCCGUUGUCGCUUUAUGUCAGCUUGGAGAUUGUCAAGUUAGGCCAGCUGUACUUUCUCAAUGAUAUUGAGAUGUACGACCCGGCUACGGAUACGCCGUUCGUGGCCAACACGACGACAAUUUUGGAGAACUUGGGCCAGGUCAGCUACGUGUUCUCGGACAAGACGGGUACGCUGACGGAGAAUAACAUGAAGUUCCGCAAGAUGAGUGUUGCGGGAACUGCCUGGCUGCAUGAUAUGGACUUGCAAAGAGAGGCGGCCAAAAAGGCGGCGGCCAAGCAGCCUGUGCGCGACGAGCACGCUGAUCAGCCAGUCGAGAAAAUGGCUGUGUUAAGUCCUACCCAGAGAGCGAAACAUAUCGUCGACUCGGAGAUGAUGGAAGAGCCUUUGGUGGAAGGCCGCCGCUCCGAAAGUGGCUACCGUCCCCGGAUGAGCACCGCUUCACGAUGGAAGCCUUCUGCCGGGCAUCCGGUUCACCACGCCCAGCCUGACCUCCACAAGACCGAGGACCUGCUGCAGUACAUCGCCGCCAAGCCCAACGCGCCUUUCUCCCGCAAGGCAAGGCAGUUCAUCCUCUGCAUGGCGCUCUGCCACACCUGCCUGCCGGAAAAGACCAAGGACGGAGAAAUCAAGUUCCAGGCUGCGUCGCCGGACGAGCUGGCACUCGUCGAGGCGGCCAAGGACCUGGGUUACUUGCUUGUUGACCGUUCUGCCCAGACAAUCACGCUGCAGGUACGCAGCCCCAACGGGGGCAACACAGCGACCGAAACGUACGAGGUCAUGGACGUCAUCGAGUUCAGCAGCAAGCGCAAGCGCAUGUCCAUCAUCCUGCGCAUGCCGGACGGUCGGCUGUGUAUCUUCACCAAGGGCGCGGAUAGCGUUAUCCUGCCUAGGCUCAAGCAGAAGCAGCUCGCGAUUCAGACCGCUACCGCCGUCGAGAGGAGGGCGAGUAUGCGGAGGAGUGUCGAGCAGGAGAAGGCGUUGAUACGCAGGCAGAGCUUGCAGAGCCCCAGGAGGGAAAGUCUAAAUCUGAUGAGGGCCGCAGCGUCGAUGGAUAGGAAGGGGGCUUGGAGACGGUCCGCGAUUAUUACGGAUGAGGUGGAUAAUUGGAUUUCGACGAGGGAGGAGGCCGAGGGGAGUGCGCUGGAUGAGAGGGCGCGGGAGGAGGCAGCCGCGGCGGGGAAUGAGGCGCAUGCUCCGACGCCGAGGACGUCGUUUGCACGGCAGAGGUCGCUGGAUCUGGUCCGGCUGGCGGUUGACCCGUUGGAAGGGCUUGUGGAUGAGGCGCUUGUUCUGAACGAGGGUGCUGUUUUCGAGCGCUGCUUCCAGCAUGUGGAUGAUUUCGCGUCCGAAGGUCUGCGCACACUGAUCUUCGCCUACCGCUACCUCGACGAAGAAGUCUACCGCAAAUGGAAGGCCAUCUACCUCGAGGCCACCACCAGCCUCGUCAAGCGCCAGGAACGCAUCGAAGAGGCCGCCGAGCUGAUCGAGCAGGAGUACGAGCUCGCCGGCGCGACAGCCAUCGAAGACAAGCUGCAGCAGGGCGUGCCCGAGACGAUCGACAAGCUGCGCCGGGCCAAUGUCAAAGUGUGGAUGCUGACGGGCGACAAGCGCGAGACGGCGAUCAACAUCGCACACUCGGCUCGCAUCUGCAAGCCCUUCUCGGAGGUAUACAUCCUCGACGCGGCGCUCGGGGAUCUGCAGGACCGCCUGGCCAUGACGCUGACUGAUGUCGCGAGGGGCAUGGUGCCGCAUUCGGUGGCGGUUAUUGACGGGCACACACUGCAGGUUGUGGAGGAGAGCGAGACGCUCAGGGUGCUGUUUUACGACCUUGUGUCGAGGGUCGAUUCGGUGAUAUGUUGUCGGGCAUCGCCGAGCCAGAAGGCGAAUCUGGUCAAGUGCAUCAGGAAGCAGAACCCGAGUGCGGUUACGCUGGCGAUCGGCGAUGGCGCGAAUGAUAUCGCCAUGAUUCAAGCGUCGCAUGUCGGCGUGGGCAUUUCGGGUCGGGAGGGUUUGCAGGCGGCGAGGAUUGCGGACUAUUCCAUUGCGCAGUUCCGCUUCUUGCAGAGGCUGCUGUUUGUCCACGGCAGAUGGAACUACGUCCGGUCGGGAAAGUAUAUCUUGGGUACGUUCUGGAAAGAGGUUGUUUUCUACCUUCUCCAGGCGCACUACCAGCGCUUCAACGGCUACACGGGCACUUCGCUGUUCGAGUCGACCUCCCUGACCGUCUUUAACACCAUUUUUACGUCCCUGCCCGUCAUCAUCCCCGCCAUUUUUGAGCGCGACUUGGCAGCAGCCACGCUGCUUGCCGUCCCCGAGCUGUAUACCUUCGGCCAGAAGAACAAGGGCUUCAAUUUCGCGCAGUACCUCGGCUGGAUGGCCAUUGCGGCCGCGGAAUCCGUCAUCAUCUUCUACUCGGUCUACGGACUCUACGCACUUGCCGCCCACUGGCCUGUGGAGGUGGAUCUCUACGCCGUCGGCACUCUCGCCUUCUCCCUAGCUGUCAUCUUCAUCAACCUUAAACUGAUGUUCCUCGAGGUCCACGACCGCUCUCCCAUCAUCUUGGGAUUGAUGAUCAUCUCCAUGGGCGGGUGGUGGCUGUGGAAUAUUUUGCUGUCUGUCCUCAUGCCCAACAGGCUCGGUCCGUAUCCGGUGCAUGAUAACUUUCUGUAUGGGUUUGGUCGCAAGGGGCUGUGGUGGUUGGUGCAUUUUGCGGCGUUGUCGGCGCUGAUUGUGCUCGAAUUGGGGGUUGAGGCCUUGAGAAAGAGUAUCUGGCCGACGGAUAGGGACUUGAUGAGGGAAAUUGAGCAUAUCGAUGGUGUGAUGGAGGUUAUGAAAGAGCAUGCGGCUGAGAGAGGUGAGGCCGGGCCUUCGUCGGGUGAUGAUGCUGCUGCCGCCGCUACCGGUGACGCGGGCGAUGCUGUCCCUGUGGCAGGUCAUAACGCGACCUCUCUCAAGACAAUCGCCUCCUCCGUCUCCGACGGCACCAACACCAAUACGAAUACCGAACGCCCCGUCUCAGAAGCAGGCCCCCUCCCCUCCGUCCCAGCUCCUGUUCUCUCCCCCACUUCUGCAACAGCCAUCGCCUCGACCUCCCGCACCUUCGCCCCCGGCACACCAACAAUCCCCUCCGCACAACGUAACUCCUUCCACGGUCCCAUCCGCCGCGCCGGUGCAGAUUACCCGUCCAGCAAUCGCAACUCAAUGGCCUCUCCUCGCCUAUCGAUGGGCGAGUUCCGCGACCCUGCGUAUGAGCAGCAGAGACGGUCAUUCGCCAUCGAACUUGAAAAAGAGAGGGAGAAGCAUAGGAGGUCGUUUGCUCAGGAACGGAGAUCAUUUGCGCAGGAGAGGUUGAGUUUUGUGGGGGCAGGUAUGGCGGAGAGGAGGGGGAGUUUGGCUGCUGCUGCGGUUGGCGGGGAGCCUAGCCCGACAACUACAACUACGGGGUUGGGGGUUACGAAUGGGAAUGGAAAUGGAAAUGGGGGUGCCCAAGGGGUGAGGAGGAGUUUUUCGGGAUUGAGGAGGUAA